This is a messenger RNA of Nothoprocta perdicaria, 639 nucleotides long. It is a transcript of the gene LRRC14, whose product is annotated as leucine rich repeat containing 14. Lineage: Eukaryota; Metazoa; Chordata; Aves; Tinamiformes; Tinamidae. Gene Ontology annotation, cellular component: cytoplasm. The annotation marks the transcript as partial. The record is from RefSeq and is a predicted model, not a curated record. The transcript has 3 exons.
AUGCGCUCGCUGGCGUUCCUGUGCGCGCGCCGCGUGGCCGCGCACCCGGCGCUGGUGGCACCGAGGCGCUUCGGCGACCUCGUGAGCCUCCGGCUGCCCUACGGCAACGUGGACGUGCGGCGCCUGCCGCCCGGCGCCGACCUCGCCGGCCUGGCCGCGCGCCUCGGCCGCCUGGCGCGCCUCAAGGAGCUCAACCUGGGCUCCUCCCGGCUUUCGGGGCAGCUGGCGCUGCUCCUCGGCGACCUGCAGGGUCCCCUGGAGAGCCUGGAACUCGCCUUCUGCUCCCUGCUCCCCUGCGACCUCGCCUACCUGUCGCGGAGCGCCCACGCGCCGGCGCUCAAGAAGCUCGACCUGAGCGGCCACGACCUCUCGGCGGCGCUGCUGCAGCCCUUCCAGGAGCUGCUGGAGGCCGCCGCGGCCUCGCUCCUCCACCUGGACGUCAUGGAGUGCCGGCUGGCGGACGGGGCGCUGCGCGCGCUGCUGCCGCCGCUCACGCGCUGCCGCCGCCUCCGCUCGCUCGGCCUCUUCGGCAACCCGCUGUCCACGGCGGCGCUCCGGGAGCUGCUGCUGCGCACGGCGCCGCUCGCCGAGCUGCGCCUCGUCGUCUACCCCUACCCCGCGGACUGCUACCACGAGGAC